CUCUCUCAAAUACACACGCAAAACACACACACACACACACACACACACACACAAUUCGAUUCAAGAUGAAGAUGUCUAAUGUGGCAGUAGCAGUAAUGUGUGCAAUGCUGGUAGUGUUCUUGUGUGGAAACCAUCAGGUGUCAAUGGCAGCAGUGACUUGUAACCCACUGGCGCUGAGCGCAUGUGCUAGUGCAAUCACAACCUCAAGCCCUCCUUCGGCUCAAUGUUGUAGUAAACUCAAGGAACAGAGGCCUUGCCUCUGCCAAUAUGUGAAGGACCCUAACUUGCAGAAGGUUAUAAACUCACCAAACGCCAAGAAGGUGGCCAAUAUUUGUGGCUCCCCAUUUCCCACUUGUUAAGUCUAUUAAGUUAAUUAUUAUAUAAUUGGUCUUAAUUAUUGGUUUGCUAUAUCGCGGCAUUUUGGCGUGUGGUCUAGUUGCCAUUUUUAGUCUUGUUAUGGUCAUUAUAUAUGGCUUGUAUGUCAUACUUUUGAGUCAUUUGAGUGGAGCUCAGUGUAAUAUUUAUUAUGAGUCUUUUUGUGUAAUUCCACUUGGAAAUAGUAUCUAUGCAUCACUAAAGUUAAAUUCAUCAAAACUUUAAAUCCU
This is a messenger RNA of Ziziphus jujuba (common jujube), 605 nucleotides long. RefSeq names its product non-specific lipid-transfer protein 2. The transcript has a single exon. NCBI's taxonomy places the organism in Eukaryota, Viridiplantae, Streptophyta, Magnoliopsida, Rosales, Rhamnaceae. The coding region runs from base 66 to 359 and encodes 97 amino acids. The record is from RefSeq and is a predicted model, not a curated record. Gene Ontology annotation, biological process: lipid transport.